This is a messenger RNA of Linum trigynum, 1404 nucleotides long. The record is from the annotation of a GenBank genome assembly. NCBI's taxonomy places the organism in Eukaryota, Viridiplantae, Streptophyta, Magnoliopsida, Malpighiales, Linaceae.
CUGCGUCGGGAGGUACAGUGAUGUCGGGAAGAGCUGCGACGCCGAAGCCCGAGCAGCAAACAGAAGCAGCACCGGUGGACAAAAGCGUAGGAGACCUUGUCGAUACCGCCACUGUUUCCGACAUCAAGAGGGAAACCGCCUUUGUAGAAGAAUUCCAAGCAGAAGAUGCAGUGGAAAGACCAAUGACGAGUCGCCUUGCGAACUGGAGGUUUCAGAAGAAGCAAAGAAGCGACGAAGCAGAGAUGGCGACUGCCACGUCGACCGUCUCCGCGGCCUCUCACAAGUCUUUGUUGAUCAAUCCGCCAACUGCAAACUGGGAGAUGCCAACCGCAAUCCGCGACAGACGAAACGGAGCAGAGGAGCCGACGUUCCGAGGGGCGACUAUGGAAGAGGGGACUAGCAAGGCAGCCCCAAUCGAGGCGAUGUCGGACGAUCUGCCGCUGGGAAAGAAGAUGAGCGCUAGAUCGAGUCUUUCUUCCUGCCGCUUGAAGAUUCUAUCACUGAAGAAAGAGGAAGUGAUGGAUCUGCCGAAAGCAGUCUAUUCGCCGAAGAGGAAUUCGCCGGAGCUUCCGAUUGAAGAAAUACCGGAGCAGAGAGACGGCGCGGCAUCCUUGGUCGCGCGAGGGAGGGUGGCUCCAGAUGAGGUGACAACGACCAAGGACGCGAUGAGGCGAGAGAAGUCGAGAUUCCGAGCGAUCUCACCUCCUCGCCGCGAGAUGGAAUACAGGCCGGAUAAAGAGCCGAAUAAGCAAACGAAGAUGGAGAAAAGAGACGGCGACUCCUCUCUCUCCUGGGAAUCAACGACCGACGAUGGGAAAAUGAAGGUCGAGACAAGGCCGGAGUCGGGUUUCGCUCUCCGCUGCCUGGUGCCCUGUUCGCCGUCGAGGAAGAAGGUGGCGGCGGAAUUCUUUGAGUUGGCGACCGGGAGGGAGGAGGAAUCGCCGGUGAAGGCGUUGGCUGCCGGGAAAAGGGAUUUGAAGACACCGUGUGUGGUUGCUCCAGGCGUGACGGCCGACUAGCCGGUGUUUCGUUCCUGGCCGGAGGAGGAAGUGAGGAAGAGGGGCGGCGGCAGGUUCCCUCUCACGAACCCUAGCUUGACCAGCCAAGGAGAACUAGGCCAAGCUUGGUUGGGCAAAAUGGGUCGGGCUAAGAUGUCUGCUGGGCCAAGAGAAACGGGCGGAUGGGUGGGGGAAUGCUUCUGCAGUUUGGGCCACAAGUUGGGAAGUGAGAUUAAGAUAGUGGGGCCAAAGUUUGGACUUAAUGUGGGCCAACUGGAUCAGCAAAGCAGAGCGCGAUUUGGGCUGAAUAUGCCCUUUCAUGGGCCACAAAUGAGUCCGCUAGUUUGGAUCCAACUUGGACCUCUUAUGGGUUAUCUGCCCAAGAGAUUAAAUUUGGAAGAAAUCG